Molecule: messenger RNA, 906 nt
Organism: Castor canadensis (American beaver)
Lineage: Eukaryota; Metazoa; Chordata; Mammalia; Rodentia; Castoridae
Source: RefSeq, a predicted model, not a curated record
AUGUUCUUACUUGGCCGGCUGGACCCUGCUUUCUCAGCUGUGAUUCAUGACAAACUCCAGGUCCCUAACACCAUCCGGAAGGCGUGGAAUGACCGUGAUAACCGCUGUGACAUUUGUGCCACGCAUCUGAACCAGCUGAGACAGGAGGCCAUCCAGAUGGUGCUGGCCUUGGAGCAGGCUGCUGGCAGUGAGCACUACGAUGCCUCUCCCAGCUCCCCGCCUCCGCUGUCCACCAUCCCUGCCCUGGUGGGCUCUCGGCAUGUGGGGGGGCCCCAGCAGCCCAGAGAUUGGGCCUUUGUGCCUGCGACCUAUGCCACCUCCAGCUACACAGGCCUCAUCAACAAGCACAGCAGCAAACCCAACAGCCUUGGGGUCAGCAAUGGGGCAGAAAAGAAGAGUGGGUCCCCAACCCACCAGGCCAAGGUCAGCCUACAGAUGGCCACCAGCCCCAACAAUGGGAACAUCCUCAACUCAGUGGCCAUUCAGGCUCACCAAUACCUAGAUGGCACCUGGUCCCUUUCAAGAACCAAUGGGGUCACUCUGUACCCCUAUCAGAUCUCCCAGCUCAUGACAGAGAGCAGCCGGGAGGGACAGACCGAGGCAGCGCUGAACCGCUACAAUGCAGACAAGCCCACGGCCUGUGGCAUCCCGGCCCCUCAGGGCUCCUGCGUGGCCAGCGAGAUCUCCACAGGCACCUCAGUGGCCGCUUCCUUCUUCGCACGAGCUGCCCAGAAGUUAAAUCUGUCUUCUAAGAAGAAGAAACACCGACCUUCUGCUUCUUCUGCGGUGGAGACCCCCCUCUUUGCUACCAGCUUCAGCGGGAUUCUGCAGACCUCCCCUCCCCCAGCCCCGCCCUGUCUGCUGAGGGCUGUCCACAAGGUGAAGGACACCCCAGGCCUGGGCAAG